Zychaea mexicana is the source of this 1308-nucleotide messenger RNA. RefSeq lists its product as uncharacterized. Bases 106 to 1125 code for a protein of 339 amino acids. Gene Ontology annotation, cellular component: nucleoplasm; cytoplasm; ASAP complex. Gene Ontology annotation, molecular function: RNA binding. Gene Ontology annotation, biological process: mRNA splicing, via spliceosome. The transcript has 8 exons. Lineage: Eukaryota; Fungi; Mucoromycota; Mucoromycetes; Mucorales; Lichtheimiaceae. The record is from RefSeq and is a predicted model, not a curated record.
UAUAUGGAACAUUACAACAGUCACUUACAAAAGGCUGCAUUUUUGCCGAACUUUUUUUUUCUUCGGUUUCAAGCAAAAGGCACUCUUGCUCGUUCAAAACAAACAAUGCCCUCUGAGGUCAAAGGACAGGCCGCCGAGAAGAGAGACGAAGUAGCUGUCAACUCUAAUAAUAAAGAGACACUCGACGACUUUUCAACAACUAGUACAAAGCGUCGAUUCGAUGAUAUCGAGUACGGCAACGUUGAAGACGACGAUGAAGAAGAAGAAGAAGAACUCGACGAGUUUGGUCGAGUAAAACGUCGACGACAAAAGUUUCGAUCUGAACGAACAAUCAAUACAGAUACUGGUACCACAGCUGUUGCUGCUGGUACUGCUACUGAGAAAGAAGAAGGAGAAGAAGAAGAAGAAGAAGAAGAACGCUACCGUCGAAGCAACCGACGAUAUUCAGACGACGACGAUGAUAAUAUUGAUGACAACGACGAUGACUACCACAAUUAUCACCGCUCACGCUAUUCUCGCCGAUAUUCUUCACCACAUUACCGCCGCCGCCGUCGCAGCAGUAGUAGUAGCAGCCGGCGCCAUCAUCGAUCAUCCCAUCACUAUAGAUCCGACUCAGAGAGCGCGGAUGAAGGAUAUAGCCGUCGAAGAAGACGAUCUCAUCACCGAGCGUACCCGGAUAACAGAAAUCCCUAUGAUGCCGCGGCAAGAUACAUUGAUACCGAGUUUUUCCCCACAAAGAUCUACAUUGGCGAUCUUCAUGGUGUAUCGCAAGACGAAUUAGAACGUAUAUUCGGCCGUUAUGGCCCUAUCCGUCAAGUAAAGAUGGUGGAAAACAAAGACUACGCUUUUGUGACCUAUGACGAUCGAGAAAGUGCAGUGGCAGCUAUUCAAAGUAUGCAUGGCGCUUUGCUAGGCUCACGCCAUAUCAAAGUCAAUCGAGCGAAAAUUCCAGAACGUAACCAAGUUGGGUUUGGCAAUGUGCCUUGGACAGAUGAGGACGGGAACCUUGCCAAAGAGGAGAUGCGGAGCUAUCCUGUCAGCCGUGAGAUAUCACCAUUAUUUGGGUCAGAUAAGCAUACCCCGCCACCAACUGGUCGAACGUUGACUAGCUAUGACGAUCUUUGAAAAAAGCUAUGAUUAGUUGGACGAAGGACAGGACUUGGAGGAGCAUAAUGUACACUUCUUUACACAAAAGCAUUCAUCAUACUUAUAUACAUUUUUUCUGCAUUCAUAUUUACACAUCUUCCUUUUCUGUUCCCUUCAUACGAGAGUUAAGACCGGAAUAAAAUUGGAGGUUUAUAUUACAUU